Molecule: messenger RNA, 853 nt
Organism: Agrilus planipennis (emerald ash borer)
Lineage: Eukaryota; Metazoa; Arthropoda; Insecta; Coleoptera; Buprestidae
Product: gem-associated protein 2
Exons: 3
Coding region: 113-838 (241 amino acids)
Biological process (GO): spliceosomal snRNP assembly; spliceosomal complex assembly
Cellular component (GO): SMN complex; spliceosomal complex; nucleus
Source: RefSeq, a predicted model, not a curated record
GUUUGACAAAUGUUUUGAAGUAACUAACCUCAACUGUUUGUAGUGUUGUUAAUAUUUGAAUUACACUGUUUAUUAAUUAAUUUCCUAUCAUUUUAAUUAAUUAUCAACCAAAAUGUACGACAGUGAGGGUGAUAGUAGUGACAGUGAAAUAGUUAUAAUGAAGAAAUGUUUGGAUGUUGAACUUCCACCAGACUUUGAUCCAACAAAACCUCCAGAAACAGGUGAAGAGUAUGUCCAAUAUGUUAUGUAUGAAAGGAAGAUGUGCAAGAAAUGGGUUGUGGCAGAAAAUAUCAACAAGACUGAAUUGGAAAAAAAUCAAACCUUUUAUGUGACAGUGAAUGAAGGUUGUGUUAAAGCCCCUGAUUCAAUGCUUCCUACAGAAGAGUGGCAAUUAGAACAGUUAGAGAAGUUUUCAGAAUUUCGAAAGUUUAUAACUCCAUCUGUCCCUGAAACCCCUGAUGGAGAAGUAGUACAUUUAUCUCAUUUAUCAGAAAAGAUGAAGAGUGACACCCCAUCAUUUUCAGAAAUUGCAGAACUUUCACAAGGAUCUAAAUUAAAAGUAUUAGAUGUUAUUUUGGAUGAAAUGGAAGAUCUUCAAGUAGGUGAAACAAUUUCAUAUAAUACAGGAGUGUGGCUUUUUGGAAUUCUGGCUACUUUAGCAAUUCCAUUAAGUCCACAGGCUUGUCAUUCAAUAAGAGAAUUAGCCAGAAAAUGUGCAUAUGUUAGAUCUAAUUUGCAUAAUAAUUGCAGUUAUGAAAUUUAUGGACCUCUUAAUAGUUUUAUUUGCAUAGUAGCUAAGUAUUUCAAACAAUUAGAUCUUGCUGACGUUUCUUAUUAGAUUAAUUAUCAAUUU